This is a messenger RNA of Orbicella faveolata, 3448 nucleotides long. RefSeq lists its product as uncharacterized. The record is from RefSeq and is a predicted model, not a curated record. Gene Ontology annotation, cellular component: transport vesicle; neuron projection; neuronal cell body. Lineage: Eukaryota; Metazoa; Cnidaria; Anthozoa; Scleractinia; Merulinidae. Gene Ontology annotation, biological process: nervous system development.
UUUUCACGAGGUUUGGUUUUGAUAGAAUUAAAGAACUCAUCAGUAUUUUUGAUUAAAACAUUAAACAGAUGUAAAUGAGGGCGGCAAAUGAAUCAGCUGGAACAAAGUAAAAAGAAUAACUAAUUUAUAAGACACUUGUUUGAUUCAAAACUUUUACAUACCGUCUGCAGUGGAUAAAGGAAAGUUUGUUUCCCUCUUUGUGUACUUCGUUAGAAGUUUUGCGUUAAUUUCGAGGUUGAUAUUUAUUUACUUUGUUAGUAAUUUUAAAAGGAGAGAGAAGAUUAAUCGCGACUGGAUUUGAAUAUCAUGCACACAUUGUAUAUUGUCGAAACCUUCGGCUGGUUACCUUGGAAAUGUCAUAUAAAGGUUAAUGCAAUUUUGACUGGCUUUUGUUUAAAACAGGGAUAUUAAACCUCCAAAGCGGCGCUCUUGAAUAAGUAAGUAAAGCUGGUUCCGAUUUUAUUUUAUUUCACUUUUUUGUGUUUUAUCAGUUGAACCUAUCGACUCUUUGUUCCGCGAAAUUCUAACUGUUGACUCUGAAUAAGUAAACAAAUUCGAGACAAAUGAUUUUUUUUCCUCGAUUUUUUUUCGUGAGGAGAAACGUUCGCUGAUAAAUCGUUUACGGGGGCGUUUUAGACGGUCGGGGGAGUUUAUCUCUUAAUCAUUCUAUUUUUCUGUUUAAGUCGCUCUCUUUUGAGCGAAUAAUAGAGGUAAUUCCCCGGGGGAUGUUUUAUUUAUCGCCGAUACAAUGUAUGAUAUUAGAUUUUUCCCGCCACGUGGACAAUCCUCAAGGAAAGCCAUUGUUCGACUUUCAACCAGUCAGGAGGCCCACUAUCCCAAUUUGGAUAACACUAGCCAAUCACAACACGGUAAAGAUUAUUUUGAAGGGUGAAAAUUGUGUGCGUCGGGCAAGGAAAACGCGAUCGCGAAACAACAGCUGAUCAGGGCAAACAAAAGAUAUUAACAUGUUUCUAAGCGUAUUCAAAUCAACUGCCAGAGUGGCAUGAAAAAGGAAACUAGCUGAUCGCCAAAUCUUUUCCCAGUUCAUUUCAAGAAACGGGACGAAUAUUGUUCCUGCUCAGGUAUGGCUUUAAAGGGGCUUUAAAGAAAAUCCUGAUCGAAGCGUGGCUUUUACUUUACAUUUGGCACGUGAAUAGACGGCGAAUGUAGAUCACAGAGAUGAAUAACAUUUAGCUUCAUACAGCUGGGAGAUUCACGGACACUCAAAAAAGUUAGUUUUAUUUCGGCUCUGGAAGAAAAGGGUGUAAUUAUUUUCAAACCCAACGGCGUACAAGCUUACUCUUCCACUUGGCUUCUUUGUUCAAGAUUUUGACAUUUUCUGCCAUCAAGAAAUACACGGCAAACGCUACCAGGGUAACGCUAAAGAUGGUCGGAACAAGUGGCUGGCUAACAAUCUGCUCUAGAAGAUAAAAAUUUUACGCGAACGCCAGUCGCCGCUUUUUUACAAAUUAUAUACACUCGUGAUUCAGAUAGAUUAUUUUUUAAGGUUUUUUGAUUAUCAUGACUCAGUCGCGAAAGGCUCGAAAGACGCGUUCGCGCUCCACGCGCGGAAAAACAUCCCGCGAUGAAUCUCGCUUCGGCAUUCGUUACUUACAUCAUCACAUGUUCGCGGGAGACACGCCUGGUGAUCAACAACUCUGCCCUUACGAGUGCAAAUGUGGCGCGUCCAUGUCUUCGAUUUACAGCGGAAAGACUCUAGUUUUGCUCACGCUCUCCAUUUUAAUUCUUCUAAUCGGCGUCACGUUCAUGCUAGUCGGCUACUUGAUCCCACGAAGGUCUGUUGUUUACCUGGAGAAGAGCGAUGGCACAAGAACAGUGGUCGACCAAACCGCCAUCACGUUUAAUACUUUGCUGGACGAUUUUACGUUGGUUGGAACAGUUCUUGUACCACUCGGAGCCCUGUCAUUCUGUGUUAUUCUUUUAGUUCCAAUCUGCCGUUCUUCAUCGGCUCAGAAAAAAGGACAGUAUUUUAAAGCACCAACCGAGGAAACGGCGUCAAAUUUAGCGGCGAAGUCGACAAAAACACCCGAUAGCGCUUCAGUCGCUUCCGAAGACAGCCGUUCGCUCAGUAGUGCUUCUUCUUCAACGCUACAAAAAAUUCCAGUUCUCGCGCUCGUUCAUAAUGUUCAGCCGGAGCAAAAAUCUGACACUUUAGGUUCCUCGGGGAAAGGCAAAGAAUACAGAAAGAAAACUGGAAAGUUCAAGGACUCAUUUGACGAGGAAGAAGAAGAGGAAUAACUUUAACUUGACUUCACUAAUUUCCCGCAUGGGGAAAUGUAGGGUCUUAAAAUUAUACAAACGAGUCAAUCUCUUUAUUUUUAUCUUUUUUUUUUCUGUUGUCAUUUUGAGGUUAUUUUAUUUUAUUAUUAUUAUUUUUUUUCAAUUCUGUACAGAAAGCGAAUUGAACGAUCAUAUAUUCUACAUGUAAGAGUGCAGAUUUAGAGUUACCCGGUCAAGAUGAUCAUAUUUUUGUACAAUAAAUAAAGCUAAUAACAUUCGCCAAAAAAAAAAAAUGCUUCAUUAAACAUCCGCCGAAAUGAAACCACGGCUGAGAACGAAAGGGAAGCGGACGAAUUGAAACUGUGUCAAAAUAUUUGCUUGGGAAAAUGAAAACUGUCAUAGGAGUCGGAAAUUUGAAUUGAGCGUAUACUCGCUAGUGGCGAUAAAGACAAUUUUAAUCAUUUAUGUUGGCUGUUUCUUAAGAUUUUGCUGAACCAAUCAUACCUUGGGCAUAAUACUUUGAAUUGAACAGCUGUCGGAAUUUUAAAAAAUACAAUUGCAGAGCAGGAAAUUAUAGUCACACUAAGACACACCGUUUGCACAAAUCAGUUUUUUAGUAACAUCAUUGAGUCGAGGAAAUUUAUCUCGACAGUCGGUGACCUCUUGGCCAUAAUUGUCAAGUUAUGUAAGGGUUAUGUUACCUCAUUAUUGUUAUCGGUUAUGUCUUAUUUGAAUUCACUUCAGAAGUGAAACUUUCUGGUCUGGCUGCACUGAUUUUGCCAAUCUGGCCAAAGGAAUAUUGCACUGCAAAAAUCUUUUAGAGUUUAUAAAUAAAAUAAUACCGUGUUUAUUGGUAUGGCCUGUUACAGGGCAAUAGAGAAAAUUACGUAGUUUACGUUGUGUCAUACUGACGCGCAAAUCACGAGCUUAAAACCACUCACGUAAAAAAGACUCUUAUAAAGUAAAGGAAAAGAAAAUGCUGGGGAGCAAAAGUGGAGAGCCGCUAAGCGAUGCAGUAAAUUAAAACGAAGGGUUUAAAAGAGAUUCCAACUGAAACUUCGUAAUUUUCAUGGUUAAAUUCUGAAAACCCGGACUUUGUGAAAAGUUGUUUGGAGUUACUAAAUCAUCCCAGUGUCGGCAGAGUGUCUUCCUUUGCUUUGUAGCUGAAAUUUAGCUAAACCGGCUUUAGGCCAUCCCCCCCCCCCUU